AUGUUAUCAAGCAAAGUUUUCUUGACAUUUUUGACGUUUGUUUCGUUUGUAUUAGCUAAUCCCAUGGAUGAGUUGGAAGGCACAUGGACUUCAAAGUCAAAUACCGUGUUUACAGGUCCCGGCUUUUACGACCCCAUCGACGAACUAUUGAUUGAACCCGAUUUACCCGGUAUAUCCUAUUCUUUCACCAACGAUGGCCACUACGAGGAAGCGUUGUAUCGCGUUGUUGGGAACCCAAAAAACCAUUCCUGUCCUGUUGCUUCGGUGACUUAUCAACACGGUACUUAUCAAAUCGCCAGCAACGGUUCCGUCGUGUUGACCCCUAUUGCCGUUGAUGGCAGACAGCUACUCAGCGACCCUUGUAAUCAAGACGAUCCCAACAUGUCGACUUACUCGAGAUAUGUUCAACCCACGUUUUUCAAAACUUACCAGAAAUACGUUGAUCCUUAUCAUGGCAGAUGGACAUUACAAAUUUACCAAUUUGACGGCUCAAAAAUGCAGCCUUUGUAUUUGGCCUACAAGCCUCCCUUGAUGUUGCCAACCCAUGCGUUAAAUCCAACAGAUGCUGCCUCCGAGACUGCUGCUGUGUUGGGUAGCGGCAAUAGCGGCUCAUCUUCUUCACAUAAAAAGAGAAGCAUCAAAAGAUCGUUGGAGAACCAAUACAGAACCAACGCUAUAAGACAAACCUAUGACGAAUCCUUUGAUAAAUAUUGGUGGGCAAGUGUCGUUUGCUUGGGUUUAGCUUCUUCUUAUAUGUUUUUGAAGAAUUGA
Molecule: messenger RNA, 771 nt
Organism: Lodderomyces beijingensis
Lineage: Eukaryota; Fungi; Ascomycota; Pichiomycetes; Serinales; Debaryomycetaceae
Source: the annotation of a GenBank genome assembly